UUAUACUGUGUUUGGUUGGGCACUAGCGGUAGUUACUUGGUUAAUUUGUGUACAACACAAAGGUGACAUUAAAAGUAGAAUCUAAACACCUUAAAUAUUGAAAAACAAGAUCGUGUGAGGCUGAGCGAUUUUUACACAGCUGUGUGGACUAAAACAGGAUAAGAACCUUAUGAUGAGGCUGUGACUUUUUUGACAGAUACAAACAUGGCAGCUGCCAAAAAAGCUUGCUCUAAGGCAGGGGGUGUUCGAUUUGCUGAGGAAACCGCUGCCGCUGCUGCACACUCCCACGUGCACUUUGAUGAAAAGCUGCAUGACUCGGUUGUCAUGGUGAUUCCUGAGGCUGAUGGGAAUUUCAUGGUUAAGGUGGGCUUUUUAAAAACUCAACAUAAGUAUGAAAUUGUCUUCACACUGCCGGAGGUUCCAGCACUCGGGAAAGAUGUGUGUCCAGCUCCUGUACCCAAUCCAUACCUCCAGAUCAAAGACAUUACUGUGGCCCCUGGAGGAGGGCUGAAGGUGACAUGUGAAUAUAUGGCUCAUAAGGAGGGUGUUUUGAGCGAGGAGAUGCUGAUAGUCAGCGAGCGCAAGGAGGAUGUGUGUCUGAAAGUCAGAGUUCAUGCUCGUGUUAUGGAUCGACACCAUGGGACUCCUAUGUUAUUAGAAGGGGUGCGGUGCAUUGGAGCGGAGCUUGAGUAUGACUCGGAGCAGAGCGACUGGCAAGGAUUCGACUAAGCCUGUUACUCCAACUGUAGAAGUUUUACACAUCAUUGAUGAGAAAACCGAGUGACCACUGUUAAACCAUUCAUUCUGCUAUCUCCCAACAUUCUGCAUAUUAAAUUAUGCUCAACGUUCUGCAUUCUGGAAUCAUUCAAAUUUGUGUUUUGAAACCUUCCCAGCAUACUGAACUUUUCAGCAGUGAGCAUUAUAAAAGCUCUUCCAAACUUUGUUCUGGAAUCUUCCUAAAAUUCAGAAAUGAGGAAUCUUUAAACUGUGUGUUUUAAAAGCUCCCAGACAAUCUACGUUCCAGAACCUGCACAAUGUUCUGUGUUCCUAAAUUUGCUUAUUAGUAAAAUCAUGUUACAUAUUUUUGCCAACAUGCAGUAGGUGGCUUAAUAUUAUUUGUCUAACAAGUUCAAAUGGUUAAUAAAUAUGGUUGAAAUAAAUAUUGUAUGAUUUGUAUGUGUUUAGGCUGUAUGGUCUAGAUACAAGUCUUGUGGAAGCAGAUCAAGAAGAAAUACCCUGUGGUUUUGCAUGUAUGGUAUGCAUCUAAUCGUCUUGCAGGAACUGAUCUCGUCUUGUCGUGUGCUGAUGUGAGGGUCUUGUUUUUUUUAAUUGAUGACCACAAGGGGGCCCCUGGAAACGAUGUGAGCGAGUUAUUUGUCUCAGACUUUCAGUAGGGGGCACCAUUAACCUUAAAAUUUAUUUUAUUCACUGGCUUGCGGCUAAAGAAGCUUUAUAGACGACCACGACAUAAAUAAGUUACAGGGACACAACUAAAAGGCCGUCCAUUCAUUAUCAAUCAUCCAUAGGCUGAAUAAUUAUAGGACACAUGAUGAAAUGUGUAUUACAAAUGUAAAGACGCUUACCAGACUGUUUGCUUACAAGUAGGAAUUUAAUUUAGCACAAAGUACAGUAUUGGAUAAAUUGUAAGAAGAUGCUACAAGCAUUUUCUUUUAUGCUUUAUUUGUUACACUUUAAGGGCUUAUUUUGUGAAAUAAUUAAUUAUUACUUUGAUUUUGUAUGUUUUUCACUUAUGUUCCAGUAAGCCUAAGUGCCUAAGUCGACCAUUCUCUUUACUCUUCCUUAUUUUUUGUCAGCAUCUGUCAAGUUAUGCCACUUUUCCAAAGCCUUACUGAACCUUAGAUUUGUAACUUUUUUCAAGAAACAAAAACAAAGGCUAUUUUAAAGUUGAUCUGGAGUUUGUAAAUGAAUACAUACCUCGUGAUUUGAUUUUACAGUGAGGGUUUGUUGUGUGAGUUGUCAGUUCUGUUUGGAUACAGCAGAAAUGAGGCAUAUAUAUUUAAUUGUUUUGUACAUGUUUAUAUCUGACCUGUUAACGUCUGCUUGUAUUUGAAUGUUACUGUCACUUGCGUAUAGACAAUAAAGACGACUGUUGAAUGUG
Messenger RNA from Trichomycterus rosablanca, 2119 nucleotides. It is a transcript of the gene adisspb, whose product is annotated as adipose secreted signaling protein. The record is from RefSeq and is a predicted model, not a curated record. Lineage: Eukaryota; Metazoa; Chordata; Actinopteri; Siluriformes; Trichomycteridae. The coding region runs from base 205 to 729 and encodes 174 amino acids. The transcript has 6 exons.